UUCCAACUGAAAAAUUUUUUUGAGAUCCUUCUUAACUAUGGAAAUCAACCUAACCCCACCGGAAGAUCCAUCGUUUUACCCCUAAUAAACCAUGGCUCCACCUCAUAAACACCACCAUAACUUCCGUCCGGAAAAUGUGUUAAAACGUGCCGAAGAUUUAAUUGCUGUAGGCCAAAGAGAAGCUGCUUUAGACACCUUGUAUGAAUUAAUUACUUCAAAGAGAAUUCGUUAUUUACAAGUUGAAGAUUUAGAACCUAUUGGAUUAUUACUUAUUGAAUUAGCUGUUGAUUUAAGAAAGGGUAAAUUAGCCAAGGAUGCCUUACAUCAAUAUAAGAAAAAUGUUCAAUUAUCUGAAAAUGGUUUAGAAUCUGUUCAAGUAAUUGUACGUAAAUUUAUUGAAUUAGCUGAAAAGAAAUUAGAUGAAGCUCAAGCUAAAGCCGAUAUUAAGAUUGAUCAAGAAGAAGAUGAUGAUUUAGAUACUGCUCAAAGUCCAGAAAGUAUUUUAUUAUCAGCUGUAUCUAAUACUGAUGCAGCUGAUAGAACUGAAAGAGAAUUAGUUACUCCAUGGUUAAGAUUCUUAUGGGAAGCAUUUAGAGCUGUAUUAGAUAUUUUAAGAAAUAAUUCUAAAUUAGAAGUUACUUAUGCUGUUAUUGCUAAUCAAGCCUUUAAAUUUUGUUUAAAUUUCGGUAGAAAGGCUGAAUUUAGAAGAUUAUGUGAAUUAUUAAGAGCUCAUAUUCAAUCUGUUACUACACAAACUAAAUCUUCAACUAAUAAUGCUAUUGAUUUAUCUGAUACUGAAACCAUUCAACGUUAUUUAGAACAAAGAUUCUCUCAAUUGAAUAUCUCAGUUAAAUUAGAAUUAUGGCAAGAAUCUUUCCGUUCAGUUGAUGAUGUUCAUACAUUAAUUACCGCAUCUAAAAAGGCUCCAAAAGCUACAAUGAUGGCUAAUUAUUAUGAAAAUUUAGCUAGAAUCUUUGCUGUUUCCGAUAAUGCUUUAUUUCAUGCUGCUGCUUGGAAUAAAUUCUUUAAUUUAUAUUCUCAAUCUCCUAAUGCAACUGAUGAAGAAUUAAAACAUUAUGCUUCAAUUCUUGUAUUAUCUACAUUAGCUAUUCCUCAAAAGGCUUUAAAUACUAAUGAAACUGUGGUUGAUGAACAUAGAAUUAAAAAUUCUAAAUUAACUUCAUUAUUAAAUUUAAAUCAAGUACCAAAUAAAGAAGGAUUAAUUAGAGCCAUUGUUAAUAAAUCAAUUUUAUCAUAUGUUGAUGAACCAAUUAAACAAUUAUUUAAACUUUUAGAAGGAGGAGAUUUCCAUCCAUUAGCCAUUAAAGAUAAAAUUACUCAAGUAUUUAAAUUUAUUGAAUCUGAUAAAGAUUAUAAACAUUAUACUUCAACAUUAACUGAAGUUAUUUUAAUUAGAGUUUAUCAACAAGUUUCUCAAGUUUAUGAAACUGUUAAAUUAGAUUUUUUAAUUUCUUUAGGAGUUUUUGAAGGUCUUGAAACUGGUUUAAGUCCAUUAGAAGUUGAAGAUUUAAUUGUUAAUGCUGCUAAAGAUGGUCAUUUAAAUUUAACUAUUGAUCAUGAAGCUGAUGUUGUAUCAUUUAAAUCUAAUCCAUUUGAAGAAUCUUUUGAUGAUUAUACUAUUGAUAGAUUACAAGUUUCACCAGCUGAAUUUGUUAGAACUCAAAUUUCAAGAUUAGCUGCAACUUUAUCAUCAUCAGUUAGAAUUAUUGAUCCAAAUUAUGAGGCCAAUGUUGAAAAGAGAAAACAUCUUGCCUUACAAAGAGCUGUUAGUGAUUUAGUUAGAGAACAACAAGAAUUAGCUUCUAGAUCAGAAGUUAUUGAAGAAAGAAAGAGAAUUAUUGAACAAAUUAAACGUGAAGAAGAAGAAAAAGCCGCCAAAUUAAGACAUGAAAAACUUAUUGCUGAUCAACUUGCUGAACAAGAAAGAAUUGCUCAAGAACAAGAAAGAAGACAACAAGAAAAACUUGAAAAGGAAAAGAUUUUAAUCUUACAAAGAGAAAAGAGAAAGAUUGCUGAAGAAAUUAAUGCUAAGGGAAUUAUUAAAGUUGAUUUAGAUAAUUUAGAUGAUCUUGAUACUAAUAAAUUACAACUUAUGCAAAUUGAACAAUUAAAUAAAGAUAAGAAAGAAUUAGAAGAUAAAUUAAAGGGAGUAUCUAAAAAGAAUGAUCAUCUUGAAAGAGCAUUUAGAAGAUAUGAAUUACAAUAUUUAGAAAAGGAUGCUGAAAAGCAAGCUGAAGAAGAACUUAAAAUUUAUGAAAUUGCUAAAGAAGCUAAGAUUGCUCGUGCCAAGAAAGAAUAUGAAGAAAGUAUUGCCUUACAUGAAAGACUUGAACGUAUUGUUCCUGAUUAUAAUAUUAUUAGAUCAGAAAUUGAUGCUAAGAAUGCUAUUAAAUUAACUAAAUUAAGAAAGGAAGCUGCUAAUGCUUUAGAACAAGCUAAGAAAGAAAGAAUCGAAAGAAUUAAAGCUCAAAGAAUUGAAGAAUUAAAAGUCAGAAAGGAAAGAGAAAGAAAGGCUGCUGAAGAAGAAAAUAAGAGAUUAGCUAGAGAAGCAGAAAUGGUUAAGUUUAAGGAAGAACUCCAAAGACAAAGAGAAAGAGAACAAGAAAUUGAACAAAAGAGACAAGCUGCGGCUGAAGCUGCUGCUGCCGAAGCCGCUGCCGCUGCUGUUCCUGCCAAACCAUUAACCUUUGCUGAAAAGAUGAAGUUAAAGAGAGAAGGCAGAAGAUAAGUGUAUAGUAUCUAAUAUAUGGCGACAUUGUCGUAUUGACUUUA
Scheffersomyces amazonensis is the source of this 2793-nucleotide messenger RNA. It is a transcript of the gene RPG1A, whose product is annotated as translation initiation factor eIF3 subunit a. Gene Ontology annotation, cellular component: eukaryotic translation initiation factor 3 complex, eIF3e; eukaryotic translation initiation factor 3 complex, eIF3m; multi-eIF complex. Gene Ontology annotation, biological process: formation of cytoplasmic translation initiation complex; translation reinitiation. Lineage: Eukaryota; Fungi; Ascomycota; Pichiomycetes; Serinales; Debaryomycetaceae. The transcript has a single exon. Gene Ontology annotation, molecular function: mRNA binding; translation initiation factor activity. The record is from RefSeq and is a predicted model, not a curated record. Bases 92 to 2749 code for a protein of 885 amino acids.